This is a messenger RNA of Anastrepha obliqua, 447 nucleotides long. RefSeq lists its product as uncharacterized. The coding region runs from base 1 to 447 and encodes 148 amino acids. The record is from RefSeq and is a predicted model, not a curated record. The transcript has 4 exons. Lineage: Eukaryota; Metazoa; Arthropoda; Insecta; Diptera; Tephritidae. Gene Ontology annotation, cellular component: nucleus.
AUGACCGCAAAGGGAAACAUUCUGUCCAAAUGCAGGUACAAAGUUGUAACAACACGUCAGCAGUAUGCCAGUUUGUUGGAGCUAAUAAAGGAGAAGCCAGAAAUUGCUCAGGGGUUCUCCAAAUGCUCGAAGGAAGAGGUAGCCGAGUUUUGGCAAAAUGUUGCGAAGCAGCUUAAUAGUAUAGGUCCACCAACCAAAGAUGUAUCAAGCUGGAAAAAGGUGUGGUUAGAUUGGAAGGCUUAUAUAAAGCGAAAAUUGUCCGAAAACAAGAGGGAGCAAACAACUACUGGCGGUGGCCGAUAUAAGCAGCACCACUUUAAUGAGAUGGAAGAAGAAGUCAUCAGACUGACCGCUUUAGAGACCAGCACACACGGUAUCCCAGGCACAGUAAGUGUUUCAUUAACCAUGGCUCUAGAGCAUAUCCAGCGUCUCUUGUGGAAUAAAUAA